This is a messenger RNA of Stomoxys calcitrans (stable fly), 3984 nucleotides long. Its product is annotated as nucleolar protein dao-5. Bases 523 to 3198 code for a protein of 891 amino acids. Gene Ontology annotation, molecular function: chitin binding. The transcript is spliced from 10 exons. Gene Ontology annotation, cellular component: extracellular region. The record is from RefSeq and is a predicted model, not a curated record. NCBI's taxonomy places the organism in Eukaryota, Metazoa, Arthropoda, Insecta, Diptera, Muscidae.
UGAAAAAGUGAUUGAAAAAAUUUGAAUUAAAAAUUUUUAAGAAAAUUAUAGAAAAAAAUCUGUUGUAUGACAAGUGUCUGUCUGAAUAUUUCGUUGUCUAUUUUUAUACGCAUGCGCAAGCGCGAGUGGGUCUGAGAGUGUUUAAUAUUUUUCUCGCCAUUUUACCUUUUAACAAUUUUCGCAGUUUUCGUUGUUUUCUUUAACGAUAUUUUCUUUUAUCCUACGAAAAAAAAAUUACAACAAUCAUUGCAAAAAGCGAGAGAGAGAGAAAAAUAAGAGGAAAUCGUGCUGUAAAUGAGUUUAUGUUUAAUUUUUUCGAAAUUAAAAUUUUUAAAAGUCUUAUCAGUUAAACUAAACCGAAAUCAUUUUCUCUAGUUUUUUGCGUUUUGUUCCUUGGAUUAACACCCUGCCUAGCCGAAUUUUGUGGAUUACCUUGCAUUUAUUGUUAAGCUUGCUUUUUCUUUACUUCUUCUUCAAUUUUAAGGUCAUCACAAAAUACCCUAAGUAGAGGGUUUCGUCAGAAUGAAGAAAGCCAAACGGUGGAGUUCAAUAGCGGCCGCUCUCUUAGUUUUAGCCAUAGCCCAGCAGAUUGAAGCUGGUGCCCCAUUCAAAAAAGUUUCCAUUGCCCCCGCUUCAAAGACAUCAACGACAACAACGCCAUCGUUGGCAGCGGCGGAGGAGUCAAACUCUGAUGAAUCUUCCACAGCUGAGGUGAAAGUGGAAGAACAAAAGCCAGAAGCCACACCCAAACCCAACUCCAGGGAAUCGAAAUUGACUGGAAUACCACAAAUCGAUUACAUUUGGGAUCCCAAUUUACCCAGGGAAUUGAGAGGAUACAACCUCUCCACAUAUCCAUUCUUGUCCACAACGCCGCAGGACGAUGAAAUUCAUUUCAAGUGUGAUGGAUUGCAUGAUGGUUUCUAUGCAUCCAUCGAAUACAAAUGUCAGCUCUACCAUCACUGCGUCUAUGGCAUAAGACACGAUUUCCUUUGCGCCAAUUUUACAGCCUUCGAUCAGAAAACUUUCAUUUGUCAUUUUGCAUCUGAUGUGGAUUGUGAAGGUUCUACAAAAUACUGGAACAGAAAUGAUGCCUUGUAUAUGGCCACCACAACUACCUCGACAACAACUACCACCACAGAGCCACCACCAACACAACGCCGACGCCCUGUAAGACCCCAAAGACCUUUGCGCAGACCUGGUAGUCGCCGACCCAUUGAUGAUUACUAUGAUGAGGAGGAAUAUGAUGAUGAUUACUAUGAGGAGCGUCUGAAUAAGAGACGUAAGCAUAGGCCAAGGCAACGCAAACCUGUGGUGGACUAUGAGGAUGAGGAAUAUGAAGAUGAGAAACGCUCUUUGGCAGAUGAAACUCCCAGACGCCCCAUUUCACGCAAUCGUUUCCGCGAUGAAGUCGAUGCUGAAGAUGACUAUGAUUUCGAUAGACCCAAGUCUAAAACGCGCAAUAAGCCCACACCAGCAGCAGAAAGACGCAAAAUAAGCAGCCGCAAGCCGGGAGGAUUUUCAUCGGGACGCGCUAACCCCGAUGAAAGACGUAGCUUUAACGAUGAUCGUCCCGCUGCCGGUGGACGCCGCAAACCCGUUGUUCCCCCGGUGGAUGAUGUUGAGGAUACCGAAGAGCUGCCACCACGCCGACAAGCUGGUCGAAAACGGAUCAAUGAAAAGCGCUCUUCCUCCACGGCUGCCCCUGAUCUCGAUGAUUUAGACGAAUACGAGAAGCCAAAUUCCAAAAUACCAGAUCAAGAAGAGGCGGCCGCCGGUGAUGAUGCCCCACCUAAAGUGAAAACUACCCCCAAACCCUUAGAGGAAUUCAUCACCCCCAAGGCAGCUUCGGCUUCAUCGGUUUAUGCAAGGCCACGAGCUCCUCCACGCAUUGCCCGACCUGUGCCCAUAAAUGAAAAGUCUAAAUUUAAAUAUCCCAUACAGAAGACUGCCACAACUUCGGCGCCUCCGUUGGGAGCCGAGGCGGAUGAUGACUACUAUGCCGAGGAUGAUGAGUAUGAUGUAAAACCACGUGGUCCAUCCAAGAAACGCAUAGCCGUCGAUGAUUUGCUAUCCGAUGAAGAUGAUGAUCUGCCGCCCAGACGUAGUGCUAUCAACCGUAAACCCACUCGAACUCUGAGAAAACCUUUGACAGGCAAGAAAGUCAUAGACGAUGAGGAAGACUACGAUUUGGAUCGCGAUCGUUUCGAUGGACGAGGUGGCAGCCGCCGCAGAAAUCCCCUAACUGGUCGUACACGUGGCCGCCACUCACAAGAUGAUGUGGAUUUCGUAGACGAUGACUAUGACGAGCGUCCGGCGAAACGUGCGCGUCCCCAAACUUCAGCACGCAAAGGUCUGCUAAAGAAACAGAAACUUCCAGAACCUUCAGAAGAAAUCGUUGAAGAGGAAGAGCCAGAAAUAGACACAAAGCCCCUUAAGAGCAGAGGGCAGGCUGCAACAGUCAGGCGCAAACCACUGCCUGCCUCUCCAAUUCGCUCGCGUAACCCUGCACCUCAGGCGGAUGCGUUGUCCAGUGGCAACAAGGAACUCGAAGACUCGUCAGCACCAGCCGAUGAAUCUAUCUUGGAGGAAACGGAGCCUUCGAGUAAAGCCAGUUUACCCACCAGUCGCCCAGCCUCGGUACGUGUAGUUAAACGACCAUUCUUACCAUCUCGUGGUGGCAGUCCAUAUCUACCAAGAGGUCUGCAGCCUGUCGGCCAGGCCCAUGGCAAGCAUCAAGCGGAGUCUCAUGCCACCACCGAUAGUAGCACCAUGGACAUAUUGUCAACCAUGUCGGGUGUGCAUUUGCUAGAACAUGGUGCUCCCUUGUUGCGCGGUACCACAUUGCCACCACGUAGCCCCAUACCAACAUCUAAGCCAAGGCCAGAGUCGGUGCAAUCGAAUAAAGCCACCUUGGAUGAGCUCUACGAAAACGAUUACGAUGUUACGCUUAAUGAUGCUUUAAAUCCAACGCUUAAACCUCUUUCGCCGCAUCAAUCUAGCCACCACUAUCAUCAUCAGCAUAAUCAUGUCGAUAACAUCAACAACAACAACAAUAAUAAUCGUCCGUACCAGAGUUAUUAUGAUAUCCGCAGGCGAACGGUCAUCUCGUCGUCGAGCUCGCAAUCAAAUCGCCAAACCGGAACCUCAAGAGUAGCAGCACCACCGCAACCGACCUAUUAUGAUGAAUAUGAAUAUUAACUAAACAAUCAAAAAACAUAGAACUGCCAAUUCUCUGGGUGAGAGAAUGGAUUUCCAUCGAAUGGUCUCCGAAAAAUAUCUCCCCACUUGUAAAUAUAAAUUCUUAAUCAUAAAACACAACAACAACAACACUCAACUAGAGAUGUGAAUAAGGCAUAAACACAUACAUAUGACAUACAUCUUCAAAGGCCAAGUAUUUGGUGUACAGGACUUGUAAAGAUGAUGAUGACAACAAGAAAGUAGCAAGAAGCGGUACAUUCAUAGGAAUUAUUCAGCAUGACUUCAACAUUCCAUUGUUCCCAAUUGUUAUGAGCGCCACACAUAGGAGUUGUUUAUAAAUAAGUGUUUCGUAUAAUUAUAAUAAUAAGCUUACCUUCUCUCUCUCUCCCUGACGCUUUUGCUCUCUCUCUCUCUCUCUCACUCAUACAAGCAUUUCGUAUCUUCUCAAUAUUUCUCAUUAAUUAUAAAUACUCAAAUUUCGUGAUAGUUAAAAGAAACGCGGACAAAAUUGUAUUUGUCUUAUUUAAAGAAAAUGAAAAAAGUAGGCUUGCAAAAAGCUUAAUGAAAAUUAUUUACAUAUUCUAAAUACUUAAAAGAAGAGAUAAUCAAAACUCCUUAUACAAAUAUUCAUUCUAUUAUACUUAAUGUAUUUUUGUUUUUAGUUUUUUUUUUUUUUUUGUUACUUCUUUCCUAAAUUAUGUUAUUUAAUACUGAAAAAUACAAAAUCCAACAACUUUUCCAUAUUUCAAGUAAAUUAAAGUCUUUGUGAAUGCAAAAAAAAACAAG